UCAAGCGUUGUUAGCUUUGGACUUUUUUGAAAUUUUUGUUUUGUGUUUUUCUUAAGUUUUGUUUUCUUAUUUUAUUAAAAAAAAAAAAUAAAUAAAUAAACAAGGAUAUGGUGUGAAAUUGAAAUAUAAUAUCUUAAUAAUUUUGUUUAUGCUGAAUUUGAUUCUUUAUAGUUAAGAAGUUUCGAUGCAAAAUAAAAUGUACCUUCCUGUAAAUUAAAACAAUACAAAAUAACAACAACAAAAUUUUUUGGAAAACCAAAAUAUAUUAAAUAUUUUAUGAAAAAUGAAAUUUUUAUUGAUUGUCUUACUUUUUGGUAUUUUGUUGACAAAUGGCCAACUCUAUCAGAAUUCUUACCAAAACAAUGACUAUCAAGCGCGAUACAAUCCCCAAUAUGCCAAUACAAAUCCCCUUAAUCAACAGCAAACACAAUUUGGCAAUCCAUUAUUACAAUCACAAAAUGAAUUGCAAAAACAAACCGCAGAUAGCGGAGGAGGGGGAAUAGGUGUAAAUAAUAAUCAAAAUUCCUUAAAUCAAAAUUUAAAUGAUGUAUCAUCAAAUUUCGACUCCUCCUCGCCCUACUCGUCAAGGCCAAAUUACGCUAGCAAUUCCAUAGAUCCAUCUAUGGACGAAAGCAGCUUCUGUCCAGAACAUUGGAUAUCACAUCGACAAACGUGUUAUCGAUUUAUCAAAUCGCCCAAACGUAAUUGGAAUGAUGCAAAGAAAAUUUGCAAAGCCUACAAUGCCUAUUUGGUAAACAUCGAAAGCACCGAGAAACAUGCAUUUAUUUUGAAGCAACUCAUUUUGCAAAAUCAAAAACAGAAUCGUUUUUGGAUAUCAGCACGUCAAUUGGGUCCAAAUAGCUGGGUCAAUGAUGAUAAUUCGAAUUUCAUUGCUGCCGAAGAUUCGUUCUCGUAUGAAGAUCAUCCAAUUGAGAACGAGGAUCUACAUGACAAUCGAUUCUUGGUGACACAAAAUAAAAAUCGCUACGGCACGGAACAGAAUUUCAAUUAUAAUCAGCUGACAGGCAACAAUAGAAAUCGCAAUGUCUUGAUCAAUGGUCAAACGUAUUCGAGUGAAUAUGGUCCCAAAGAUCGUUUGGUUUAUGGAUAUUCGAGGAGAAAUGACAAAUGGAUGUUUAUGCCAUCGUAUGACUUCGAAAUGAAUCUAUUCAUUUGCGAAUCACGUCAAUUGUUCGAUCCGGAGAAUUUCAAUUUGAAAAAUGACGAUCGUCGUCCAUUUGACUAUGGACUGGAUGUUAAGGAUUUGGAUAAAAUUCCUCGUGGACCGUUUUUUGUGAGACAACCUAACGACACUACCUUCGAUACAAGCAAGACACGUAUAAUCAACGAUGUGACUUUGAGCUGUUUGGCAGGAGGCUAUCCAACGCCAGUCUACCGAUGGUUCAAAGAGGAAUAUGUUAAUGAUACAUUGAAAUUUUUCCUCAUUGAACCAUUGAAAAAUGAUCGUUAUACAUUGAGUGGAGGCAAUUUGAUUAUCUAUGCGCCAAAGCAAUCUGAAGAUCAAGGUUUAUAUCAUUGCCUAGCUGAAAAUCGAUUUGGCCGCAUUCGAUCAGAAAGUGCUCAGCUUAAUUUUGGUUUCAUAAUGGAAUUCAAUUUGAAGAGAUCAGCCGAAACUGGAGAAAUGAAUUGGGGUAAAUCGAUAUUUUGUGACCCGCCAUCACAUUAUCCAGAUGUCAAGUAUUACUGGUCGAGAGAUUAUUUUCCAAAUUUUGUCGAAGAAGAUCAAAGGGUUUUCGUGUCGAGAGAUGGUGCUCUUUAUUUUUCUUCUAUUGAAUCUGUAGAUCGAGCAAACUACUCAUGUACAGUUCAGAGUUUUGUUAGUGACACCGGACGCAAUGGUCCAUUCUUCCAAUUGCGUGUCCAUCCGAAUAGUAAUUAUCAAGCUUUGAUUUUUGCCAAUUCAUUUCCGAAAGUUUUUCCCGAAGCUCCAGUUGCUGGGGAAGAUAUUCGUUUGGAAUGUGUGGCAUUUGGAUAUCCAAUACCGACUUAUAAUAUUACUCGCAAAGGUAUGCCUCUUCAGAGAAAUGCCUAUCAAACAAAUUAUAAUCGAGUUUUGAUUAUACAAAAUGCAACGGUAAAUGAUAAUGGCGAAUAUGUAUGUACUAUAUCGAAUCCUCGAAAGACCAUUGAAAAAUCAAUAUUCAUAAAUAUUCAAAUGAAACCAGAAUUCACAAUACCUUUGAAGGACAAAAUCAAAGACUAUAACAGUGAUGUGACUUUUAUUUGUGAGUCUUCAGCUAUUCCAGAUGUGAAUUAUACAUGGUAUAAAAAUGCUGAACUGCUAGAUUAUGAGCGAUUAGAUAAGGAUCGUUAUACAAUUCAAGACAAUGUAAUGACCAUCAAGUAUUUGGAUCCGGAAAAGGAUGAUGGAAUGUAUCAAUGUGGAGCUACGAAUCAACUUAAGACAGCCUACUCGUCGGCACAAUUACGAGUGCUUUCGAUGAAACCUUCGUUUAAAAAACGACCCCUAGAAUCGGAGAUCUAUGCUAUUUAUAAUGGCAAUACAACAAUUGUUUGUGAUCCUGAGGCGGCGCCUAGACCAAAGUUUCAAUGGAAAAAAGAUGGAAAUGUUAUUGGGAGUGGGGGACAUCGAAGGAUUCUUCCAUCCGGUACUUUAGUGAUUUCUCCGACUUCUCGAGACGAUGAGGGUAUAUACACAUGUGUGGCUACAAAUACAGGUGGAACUGAUGAAUCUCGUGCUAGACUUAUUGUAUUGCAGGAACUCCGAUUUACUCAAACCCCACCGCCACGGAUAACAUCACAAAUUCAUGAAUUAAUUUACCUUCAAUGUGAAGUGAGCUAUGACGAAGUUCUUGACGUUGCAUUUAUAUGGCGACACAAUGGUGAAGUAAUUCGAAGUGAUGAAGAUGAAAGAAUCCGUGUGGACAGAAAUCGUUUAACUGUUCACAACAUAACAUUACUUGAUGCCGGUGACUAUGAAUGUGUUGUCAAAUCGGCUGUUAAUAAAAUAAGUUCCAAAACAACUGUAAUUGUUGAAGGACCACCAGGUGCUCCUGGUGGGGUAACAGUAAUAGAAGUUGGCAAAACCAAAGCCUUAAUUGAAUUCGUGAAUGGAGCAUCGAAUGGACGAGCAAUACUUUAUUAUAACAUUUUAGGUCGAACUAAUUGGAAUCGAACAUGGACAAAUGUAUCAACACAUGUGCAAGCACGUGAAAUUGAUCGUUAUACGGGUCGUCAACAAGCCGAAGUGCAUAAUUUGACACCGUGGUCUUCUUAUGAAUUCAGUGUUGCGGCUGUAAAUGAUCUUGGAAUUGGAACUCCAUCGGCACCUUCACCGAUUUAUAGUACUAUCGAGGAUAAACCAUAUAUUGCACCACGAAAUGUUGGCGGUGGAGGUGGAAAAAUUGGCGAUUUGACAAUCACUUGGGAACCAUUACUGCCUCAAGAACAAAAUAGCCAUGGAAUUCAUUAUAAGGUUUCGUGGCGUUUACAUGGUACUUUGGAAUGGGCAACACAAAUUUUGAAAAAUCAGGGCAAUGUUGGUAUUGCUGUCGUGAAUAUACCACUGGAUAAGUAUUACACUCAAUACGAUGCUAAGGUGCAGGCUAUAAAUAACGUUGAUGUUGGACCUGAGAGUGAAGUUGUUACGAUUUAUUCGGCCGAAGAUAUGCCACAAGUUGCACCCCAACAGCCUAUAGCUUUAGGAUUUAAUUCAACUGCUUUGAAUGUAACUUGGGAACCUAUUGAAAUGACUAGAGAAAAAAUUCGUGGCAAGCUUAUUGGACACAGGCUGAAAUAUUGGAAAACUGUUUUAGCUGAAGAGGAUUCGGUUUAUUAUUUAUCUCGAACAACACGUAAUUGGGCCUUGAUUGUCGGUCUCGAACCAGAUACGUAUUAUUUUGUCAAAGUUAUGGCAUACAAUGCGGCUGGUGAAGGACCAGAAAGUGAGAGAUAUAUUGAGAGGACGUUCCGCAAGGCUCCACAGAAACCACCUUCAUCGGUUCACGUUAAAGGUAUUAAUCCAUCAACUGUGCGUGUCGUUUGGCGAUAUGUUUCUCCUUCACAAGAGGAAGAACCUAUUCAAGGAUUUAAGGUUCGUGUGUGGGAAUCAGAUCAGGAUAUGAUAACUGCAAAUGACACUGUCAUACCAAUUGGUGAAACUCUUGAAGCUUACAUUACAAAUCUCACCCCAGGGCAGAGUUAUAAAAUGCGUGUUCUAGCAUUCAGUAAUGGUGGUGAUGGUCGUAUGUCCAGUCCAACACUUCGAUUUCAAAUGGGCAAUACGAAUGCACGAAACUCAUCUCAAAAUAGAAAACUCAAUUACGCCCUUUUUGUUGGAUUCUUAACAGUUAUAUAUUUAAACACUCGUUUCUUUGUUUAUAACUUUGUGUAACAAAAGAAAAUAAAAGAAAGCAAAACAAAAAAUCUCAUUUUGCAAAAAAAAGUUAACGUGACAUAUACAUACAUAAUUUUACAUUCCAUUUUGUUAGUAUUUUGUAUUUAAUUUUAUAAAAUUAGUGUUCUGUUUGAUUGGAAUAAACCAAAUUUAUUGUAAAAAAACGCACAUUUCUUGAAACAAACUUUUAAAAAAUAAAGUUACCAUCAUAUAUUUUUUGCUUGCUGGUCUGUGAAUCUCUAUGGAUGCUAGAAAACCAAACAAAAUAAAUGCAUCUUGUUUCUAUUCAUUUUAAUUUUUUUUUUUAUAAAUAUGCAAGCACUAAAAUAAACUGACUUUUUUUUAUAUACGCGUAUACAACACACACAUACUAAAGAAGUAUACUUUUUUGUAUCUUCGUUAUAAUGUUAUAUAAAAUGAAAAUAAGUGUCCUUUUUUUUAAUAAAAAGAAAAAAAAAUACAAUCAAAUAGAAAUAAUAAGAAAGAAUAACAAAAAAAAAAAAUCAAAGUUCAAAAGAAAACAACCUUAUCAGGAGUAAUUUCGUCCAUAUUUUAUAAAAAAAUGUAUUUUUUUAAUGAUAAAAAUGAUAAUUGUAAUUUUUAAUAUGAUGAAAC
This is a messenger RNA of Episyrphus balteatus (marmalade hoverfly), 4993 nucleotides long. It is a transcript of the gene Cont, whose product is annotated as contactin. Gene Ontology annotation, molecular function: protein binding. The transcript has 7 exons. The record is from RefSeq and is a predicted model, not a curated record. NCBI's taxonomy places the organism in Eukaryota, Metazoa, Arthropoda, Insecta, Diptera, Syrphidae. Gene Ontology annotation, biological process: cell-cell adhesion. The coding region runs from base 284 to 4375 and encodes 1363 amino acids.